This is a messenger RNA of Vicia villosa (hairy vetch), 1203 nucleotides long. RefSeq lists its product as uncharacterized. Lineage: Eukaryota; Viridiplantae; Streptophyta; Magnoliopsida; Fabales; Fabaceae. The transcript has a single exon. The coding region runs from base 1 to 1203 and encodes 400 amino acids. The record is from RefSeq and is a predicted model, not a curated record.
AUGGCGCGAGGGAGAGGGAGAGGACGAGGGCGGGGGAGACCUCCAAAGAUUUUGGAACCGCCGCCACCGGAAUCUCUACCGGCGAAAGAAGAACCGUCGAAACCUACCGAGACCGCAGCCGUAGCGAAGCAAGGGGAAAACAGUGGAACGAAGAAAUUGGAUGAAUCGAGACCAGUGGUAACUGAAACCCUAACGGGUGAGGAGCAAUCUCGCAAACUAUGGGUGGAUGUUAUCAGUAACAAUCGCAAACCAGGUAACGGUUUGACUCUUGAUUUUGUUGCUCCUAAAGUUGUUAAUGGCGGAAUUGUUGUGGAAAUAGAACAAUCGGAUAUUGAAUCUGAAGUUCGGUACUGGGAUUGUGCAUUGAUAAUGUAUGUACUGGGAGGGGAAUUGAGCAUGAACAUGGUGAAACAGUUCAUGAUGAAGAACUGGAAUACUGUUCAACUGCCAGAUCUGCUUUACCACGAUGACGGUUACUUUCUCUUGAAAUUCAAGACGCACAAGGAGAAGGAGGAGAUCUUGAUGAAUGGACCUUACAUGAUCAAGAAUAUGCCUAUGAUUCUUAGGGAUUGGAAGCCAAACUUCAGCAUGAAGACAGAUAUGUUACGAACCAUCCCACUGUGGGUGAAGCUUCCGCAGCUACCUUUGGAAUAUUGGGGAGUAAACAGUCUAACGAAGAUAGGGAGUGCCAUAGGAAGGCCUGUUGUCACGGAUGAGUGCACUGCUCACAAGCUGCGUGUGUCUUAUGCAAGGAUCCUUGUGGAGAUUGAUGCUACUCAAGAGGUGCCGAGAGAAAUCAUGAUAAAGAACACAGAAGGGGAACUAGUAAAGCAAGUUAUUGAAUAUGACUGGUUGCCCAAGUUCUGUGGUCGAUGCCAGAAAUUUGGGCAUAACUGUGCCACAAGGAGGGCUAUGACACAAUGGAUACCAAAAGAGAAAUUUGUGGAACAAACGAAAACGCCAGAAGAUAUCCCUAAAGUGCAGAGUGACACCAAUGGAAGCACACAGAAGACUCCGGGGAAUAAUCUGAAAAGCAGAGAAGAUGAGGAAGGAUGGACCUCACCAAAGGGAGGGACACGAGGAAGAAAGACUCAGAGCAACAAUGGUACUAAGGUAACACCUAGCUUUACUAGUUCUAAUGGUUUUGAUGUGUUGGGGGAUUUGGUGGAGCCUCCAAUGCAAGCAGACCCGGGGCCAUGUUAA